AUGCGUCAAGCACUUUACAAUCCACUUCUGCCAAGAUCUGAUCAACAAUCGGGUAAACAGGCCACUCAUGAGGAACCAUCAAAAGAACGCACUCAAAACCGCAAACGUUUGGAUGACUUGGCUGACCACAGAAAGAAAUCUUGUGUGUCCCAUACACCACCUGAACGCCCAUCCCAAGGCGGCAUCCAACCACAAGAUCUUGAGAAGUUUAAUCAAUCAGAUGAGUCUGAUCAUCAGUCCUCUGCAGAUCGCCAACACAAAAUUGUUGGAAAGUCCAAGAGACAAAAUAAUUGUAAGUCUUAUUUAACUGUGACAUACCAACUCAAUUGUAAAUAUGUAUGCUAA
This is a messenger RNA of Melampsora larici-populina 98AG31, 345 nucleotides long. RefSeq lists its product as uncharacterized. The transcript has 2 exons. Bases 1 to 345 code for a protein of 114 amino acids. The record is from RefSeq and is a predicted model, not a curated record. NCBI's taxonomy places the organism in Eukaryota, Fungi, Basidiomycota, Pucciniomycetes, Pucciniales, Melampsoraceae.